AUGUACCCCGCGGGUCCCCCGACCGGCCCAUCCCCGCGCCGCGGCCGCCAUCCCCGGCCCGGGCGCCCCGCGCAGCCGCCGCGGCUCCCCGCGCCCUCCCCGGCGCCCGCCGCGCGGCCGCCGCCCCCCGCGCCCGGGCCGCGGCCCCGCGUGGCCGUGAAGAUGGCCUUCCGCAAGGCCUACUCCAUCAAGGACAAGCUGCAGGCCAUCGAGCGCGUCAAGGGCGGCGAGCGGCAGGCCAGCGUGUGCCGGGACUUCGGCGUGCCGGGCGGCACGCUCCGCGGCUGGCUCAAGGACGAGCCCAAGCUGCGCUGGUUCCUGGAGCAGCUGGGCGGCGAGGUGGGCACGCAGCGCAAGAAGAUGCGGCUGGCCAACGAGGAGGAGAUCGACCGCGCCGUCUACUCGUGGUUCCUGGCGCUGCGCCGGCACGGCGUGCCGCUGUCGGGGCCGCUCAUCCAGGCGCAGGCCGAGGCCUUCGCGCGCCAGAUCUACGGGCCCGAGUGCACCUUCAAGGCCAGCCACGGCUGGUUCUGGCGCUGGCAGAAGCGCCACGGCAUCUCCAGCCAGCGCAUCUAUGGCGAGGCCGAGCCUCUGGCCGCGGGCCCCGCGCCCGGCCCGCCCGUCAAGCCGGAACCCGCGCAGCCCCCCGGCCCCAGCCCCGGCCCCUUGCCCGAGCGAGCCCCGGCCCCGCCGUCCCCUGCCGAGGGCGGCUAUGGAGACGAGCAGAUCUACAACGCGAACGUCACUGGCCUCUACUGGAAGCUGCUUCCGGAGCAGGCCGCGCCCCUGGGCGCGGGAGACCCCGGCGCGGGGGGCUGCGGCCGCCGCUGGCGGGGCGACCGGGUGACGGUGCUGCUGGCCGCCAACCUGACCGGCAGCCACAAGCUGAAGCCGCUGGUCAUCGGGCAGCUGCCAGACCCGCCCAGCCUGCGCCACCACAGCCAGGACAGGUUCCCAGCCUCCUACCGCUACAGCCCGGACGCCUGGCUCAGUCGCCCGCUGCUGCGCGGCUGGUUCUUCGAGGAGUUCGUCCCCGGCGUGAGGCGCUACCUGCGCCGCAGCUGCCUGCAGCAGAGGGCGGUGCUGCUGGUGGCCCACCCGCCCUGCCCCAGCCCGGCUGCCCGGACGCCGGCCCUGGAGGAGAGCGAGGAGGCCCUCAGGCGGUGUCGGCCCGAGCCCCUCAGCUCCCCGGAAGAGCUGCAGACCCCAGACGGCGCUGUGCGGGUGCUGUUCCUGUCCAAGGGCAAUAGCCGGGCACACAUCCCUGCCCCCCUGGAGCAGGGAGUGGUGGCCGCCUUCAAGCAGCUGUACAAGCGGGAGCUCUUGCGGCUAGCUGUGUCUUGUGCGGGGGGCUCCCCGCUCGACUUCAUGCGCAGCUUCAUGCUCAAGGACAUGCUGUACCUGGCCGGCCUCUCCUGGGACCUGGUGCAGGCCGGCAGCAUUGAACGGUGCUGGCUUCUCGGCUUGCGGGCGGCCUUCGAGCCCCGGCCCCCCGAGGAGUGUGUUGGGCAGCCGGCCGGCCAGGCCGAGGAGGCGGCGGAGCACAGCCGGGUGCUCAGCGACCUCACGCACCUGGCGGCCCUGGCCUACAAGCGCCUGGCGCCCGAGGAGGUGGCCAAGUGGCUGCAUCUGGACGACGAUGGGGGGCUGCCUGACAGCUGCAGAGAGGAGGCAGGCCCUGGCCGGCCCCCGGUGCUGGCCCCUGCUGCCCCUCCACCCCCCGCCAGCCUACCCUUUGCCGUGGGGGGUGGGGAGGAGGAGGAGGAGGCCGCCGUGCCCACUGCCGGGGAGGCUGUCCGGGGCCUGGAGACUGCUCUUCGGUGGCUGGAGAACCAGGACCCCCGGGAGGUGGGGCCACCGAAGCUGGUGCAGCUGCGCUCACUCAUCAGCGUGGCCCGGAGGCUGGGGGGCAUUGGUCCCUCUCCCGCAGUCCCCGAGGACGGGGUGUGAACACGCCAGCCCCGUGGCCCCCCAGUGGCUGUUUUGCUGCUGCACUUGGAGGGAGAGGGUGCACACAGGCUUUCCGUCUUCCCUCCUUCCCUCCCCAGGGGUGGCCCCCCCACGGCCCAGGGGGUUCCAAGGAGCCCAGCACAGGCCAGCGUGGAGGGGCUCUGUUCCUGCUCCACUGGCCCCCAUCCUCCUGAGGGGGCGCUAGAAGAGAGGCCUCGGGCUCAGACGCCUCCUCCCUGGGUAAGCAAGCUCGUGGGUCUGUGGUUCUCGCCGGCUCCCUUGCCGCGCACACGACACAGCGCACUUAGCAGAGCAGCUGUCGGCAUUCCCGCCCCGGCCUUUGUGGGGCUGAGAUCGUCAGCCCCGUGCCCGGCCGUACCUCCUGCCCUCAACCCCGGUGGCCCGUCACAGGCCCCGGACGAGGGUCCAGUACUCCUGUCAUCUGGAACCCUGGUGCUUCAUGGUUCCCGUGCCACGCCGUGCGAUCAUCCCCGUGCUGAAGCACACCACUCAGUUUUGGUUUUUACCACAUUAGGUCCAUUUUUACGGAUACCGGUCAUGGGAGCCAGAGUGGUGUCUCACCCCUCCCCCCCCCCCAGCCUGGGGGCCCGUCUUGGAGGUGGGCUCUCUCCACUGGGAAGGGAAGAUAGUGCCCAGGCAUUUGGGGGUCCUGAGGUUCUGGAUGAGUGUAGACUUCCGUUCCACUGGGAUUGUUAGUUUUCCUUAGGAAAAUUCCAUUCCAAAAUCCCUCUCAUUCUGUGGGGUUGGCGACCUUCUAGCCCUGGGUCCUGGUGACUUGACCAAUGACUGAAUGAGCUCCCCAGACCAGCCACAGGCCACUCUGUCAGCCCUGGAGCCCGGAGCCACGCCACCUGCCCGGCGCGGGCCUGUGGCCCUGACAGCCACACCAGGACGACCCUACAGUGCCUUAGUGUCCUUCAAGGCGUCCAUCCCUCCCACUGCCGAGGGGGUGGCAGAGGCGCGGCAUCCCAUGGCCCCAGGAUCUGGGCUUCCGGGUGGCCCAGUUAGAGAGAGGGAGGCAAGUGCUCGUGUGUCACUGCCCAGCCCAGGCCCGGAGUCUGCCGGAGGUCUGGGCCCCGGAGGUGCCCAGGGGCUCUGGGGACUGUCUGGAAAGCUGCUGCCCAGAGCCCCGUGCAGGGCAGGAGGGCCGGGUCACGGCCUGCACCGCCCCCCCCCCCCACCAGCACUGCAGAGGCUGUAGACAGGCAGCGCGCUGGCAGGAGGGAGCCCCUGGAGCAGCUUCCCCACAAGUCCGAGGACAUAAGCUGCUCCUCGGAGCUGCCCUCAGUCGGACAGUGUGCGUGCAUGUCACAUGCAGAGAUCUCACAUCUGAGAGCUGAGGGGAGAAGUGGAGAAUCUGGAAGCAGGGCUUGGUCACAGUCCGAGGGCACCAGCCUCCAACUGGGGCCCAGCUGGCACCUCCACUUGCCCUUCUCAAGCCUGCACCCCUGGAGGAGCCUGUAGCCGGCGAUGGUGGCCCCGGGACUAACCCAGGCAGCUGGCAUGGGGCUUCAGGAAGUCUUAUACCACCUGAUGGCAACUCAGGGACACAGGGCUGGGAGCCCUUGGCCGCAACGGCCAGCCUGCCACAGGGGUUUCUGGAAAGGCCGAUCUCGGGGCCUGCAUGGGCGCUAGGCAAGGGUGCACCUGGGGCUCCAGGGAGUGUCUGCAGGAGAAUGGCAAAGGUUGCUGCUCUCCCAGAAAGCAGAUGCUGGGCAGGGUCCUGGUUGGGGCAUCUGGUGGGCAUGGCAGCAGGCUGGAGAGGGGAGGCACUGAGAAGGUGAGCACCCGCCUUCUGCUAAAGCCACACUUGGCAUGUUUUUGGGGGAUGAGCCCACGUUGCGCCAAUCAGAGGGAGCCCAUCUGAGAUGCCCGAGGGGGCUAUGUGCUUGGGAGGGGACCCCGACACGAGGUGGGCUGCAGGUGCAACGUCGGCAUGUGGGGAGGGGACAGAGCACCUGCAAGCUGAGGGGACCAGGGACCCAGCCCAUGCUGCGCGCCCCAGUGUGGGUCAGGACUGCUGUGGGGAGCCCUAGGAAGGACACUGGGCACUGCCUGUCCUCAGAUAAUGGUGUCCCCAGGCGAGGCUGGUCUCCAGAGGCGUGUCCUUGAGGGGACCAUGGGCUUACGGGGUGCACACCCUGUUGAGCCUCUUCACACCAGUCCUUGCUGAUGGUGGAGUUCACCCAGUCAGCCCAGUGAACUUCAUAAUAAAGGUUCAUGUCAACUUCA
Messenger RNA from Hyaena hyaena (striped hyena), 4203 nucleotides. RefSeq names its product tigger transposable element derived 5 (gene TIGD5). Gene Ontology annotation, cellular component: nucleus. Lineage: Eukaryota; Metazoa; Chordata; Mammalia; Carnivora; Hyaenidae. Gene Ontology annotation, molecular function: DNA binding. Bases 1 to 1950 code for a protein of 649 amino acids. The record is from RefSeq and is a predicted model, not a curated record. The transcript has a single exon.